AUGGAAAUGCAGGAUCUAGCUAGUCCACAUAGUCGACUUAGUGGCAGUAGUGAUUCUCCCAGUGGGACAAGUCUUGAUAACUCACACAUAAACAACAAUUCCAUGACACCAAAUGGCACAGAAGGUAAGAAUUAUGCUUCUGUCAAUGUUAGCAGGUAUCUCAUGCAUUGCUCAUUUCCAAUGUCGGGAUAUGGCACUUGUGUAACUCUUGCUGUGUUUUCAGUUAAAACAGAGCCAAUGAGUGGCAGUGACAUUGCUGCAACAACUGCUGAAGGAUCCUUAGACAACUACUCUGGGUCAGUUAUUGGAAGCAGUGGAUUCAGCCCCAGACAAGCACACCAGUUCUCCCCACAGAUCUACCCAUCCAAAGCUUACCCACAUAUUCUGCCCACCCCAUCCUCACAAACGAUGGCAGCGUAUGGGCAAGCUCCAUUUCCCACAGGAAUGCAACAAGCCACAGCCUAUGCAACGUACCCCCAACCAGGACAGUCCUAUGGAAUUCCUCCUUAUGAUUUAGGUACAUUGUGGGCAGGCAUCAAGACGGAAGGAGGACUGCCGCAGUCACAGUCACCAGGCCAGGUUGGAUUUCAGAGUUAUGGUUCAAGCUUUAGUGCCCCCCAGCCAGGACAGGCCCCAUACAGUUACCAAAUGCAAGGGAGCAGUUUCACCACAGCAUCAGUAAUCUAUGCAGGAAGCAAUUCACUCACAAAUUCAACUGGAUUUAAUAGCUCCCAGCAGGAAUAUCCGUCUUAUCCCAACUUUGGCCAGGGUCAGUAUGCGCAGUAUUAUAACAGCUCCCCGUAUCCAUCACAUUAUAUGUCAAGCAGCAACACAAGCCCUACUAUUCCUUCCACUACGGCCACAUACCAGCUGCAAGAGCCACCAUCUGGUGUCACCAGUCAAGCAGUAACCGAUCCCUCAGAAUACAGCACAAUCCAUAGUCCAUCAACGCCUAUUAAAGAUUCAGAAUCUGAUCGAUUGCGGCGUGGGUCAGAUGGAAAAUCACGGGGAAGAGGAAGAAGAAACAAUAACCCCUCCCCACCUCCAGACUCUGACCUUGAGAGAGUCUUUAUUUGGGACUUGGAUGAAACCAUCAUCGUUUUUCAUUCGUUAUUGACAGGAUCUUAUGCAAACAGAUAUGGAAGGGAUCCACCAACCUCAGUAUCACUUGGACUUCGAAUGGAAGAAAUGAUUUUCAACUUGGCCGAUACACACUUAUUUUUCAAUGAUUUGGAAGAAUGUGACCAGGUUCAUAUUGAUGAUGUAUCAUCAGAUGAUAAUGGACAAGACCUGAGCACGUAUAACUUUGGAACAGAUGGCUUCCCAGCAGCAGCAACCAGUGCAAACCUAUGUCUAGCUACUGGAGUUCGUGGAGGUGUAGACUGGAUGAGAAAAUUGGCUUUUCGUUAUAGAAGAGUAAAAGAAAUCUACAACACCUAUAAAAAUAAUGUUGGAGGUCUGCUUGGCCCAGCAAAGAGGGAAGCUUGGCUACAGCUGAGGGCUGAGAUUGAAGCCUUGACAGAUUCUUGGUUAACACUUGCACUGAAAGCCCUCACAUUAAUUCACUCUAGGACAAACUGUGUAAAUAUACUUGUCACAACUACACAACUUAUACCAGCAUUGGCAAAGGUCCUGUUAUAUGGAUUAGGAGUUGCGUUUCCUAUUGAAAAUAUUUAUAGUGCAACUAAAAUAGGUAAAGAAAGCUGCUUUGAGAGGAUAGUCCAGAGGUUUGGCAGGAAAGUGGUCUAUGUAGUAGUAGGAGAUGGAGUAGAAGAAGAGCAAGGAGCAAAAAAGCAUUCAAUGCCAUUUUGGAGAAUAUCAAGCCACUCAGAUUUAAUGGCACUGCACCAUGCCCUGGAACUUGAGUACUUGUAGCAAGAAAACAGCACUUUGAAUCCACAAGAAAAUACACCUUCGUAAUGGGUUACAGAUGUGUUGGUUUCCCUAUGCAAUAUACAGAUAUGGAAGUCCUACCAGAAGUGCUUAUCUUCUGUCUGCUAUAAUGCUGAAAAAUUAAGCAUCGGGACUUGGAAGACAUGAGCCUAAUCAAUAUCAGAACAUUUGCCUUUCUUAGAGUUCUAGAGACAUGAUACAUUGUUCCAUGGAAUAAAUGGUUCAUACCUGUGAAGGGAAGACAGAGAAAGCUUGAGACUUUGUAGGCUCCACAAUUUCCAUUCUAGGGAGUUGGUCAGUGGAAUGGCAGGUUUUACUGCAAAUCAAACAGCUAUGCUAAAUCAUUUAGUAUAGUGCCCUAAACUCAAAGUUUACUGACUACAACUAAUUUAUAAAUGGACAUUGCAGCUUGAGAUACAGAUAUGAUAACAAGGUACUACAGGCCGGAUACUUGGAAAUGUCUUUGUCUAAAGUAUGUAUACUGUAAUUUUUUUUUUUUAAAUGAUGUACAUCACUGAGACAAUCAUGUACAGAAAGAUUUUUGUGUAAAUUUGUAAUAAUGGUUUCUCUUACAUAUGGUUUAGGUAAUAUUAUUGAGGUAGCAAUGCCUUGUUAGAUCAAGUAUGCAGGGCGGUGUGUGUACAAACGGUUGUGCAGUGCCUUAACAAAGUGUUAGUUAUAAAUAUGUAGAUAUAUAUUUCUUUUGUUACUGUAGGUAAAUUUGUUAAGACCAAACG
Molecule: messenger RNA, 2630 nt
Organism: Nanorana parkeri
Lineage: Eukaryota; Metazoa; Chordata; Amphibia; Anura; Dicroglossidae
Gene: EYA1
Product: EYA transcriptional coactivator and phosphatase 1
Exons: 17
Coding region: 1-1875 (624 amino acids)
Biological process (GO): negative regulation of extrinsic apoptotic signaling pathway in absence of ligand; positive regulation of DNA repair; multicellular organism development
Cellular component (GO): nucleus
Molecular function (GO): protein tyrosine phosphatase activity
Source: RefSeq, a predicted model, not a curated record